AUGAGAAUUUUAAGUGAAGAAGAAACAUACAGUAGAGUCACAAUAAAUGAGGUCAACAGAGCCUACCACAAAAUUGAUCUAUAUCUACAUGAUGCCUUGUACCAAGGGACUAUUAAUGAGAUAGAAUUUGAUUAUCUUUCGGUGAAAUAUCCUAAGAUGGCUAGGUUUUUUGGGAUACCCAAGGUACACAAAGGAACGGAGCAUUUACAAUUCCGGCCAAUAGUUUCGGCUAAAGGGUCUAAAACCGAACCUUUGGCGGCUUAUGUGGACAAACAGUGUAAGAAAGCACUAAUUGACGCAGGUCAUAUUCUUAAAGAUUUCUGGCACUGCCUUGAAAGGUUAAGGGAUGUGGAGUUUGUGGACAAGGAUUAUCUUAGUUUUUUGACAAUUGAUGUCAUUAAUUUAUUUUCAGUGAUUCCACACCAACAAGGCAUUGAUCUAUUUUAUGAUAGUUUGUUGACUAGUCCGAGUUUUGAUGAAGGAAAACUGGAGUUAUGUUACGACUUGAUGGAAUUAAUACUAAAAAACAACUAUAUUUCAUUUGAAGGAGAAAUAUAUCAACAACUAACAGGUGUAGCAAUGGGGGCACGGUGUGCCCCUGUUUUUGCUAAUUUAGUGUUAUUAGCAUGGGAAAAAGAACAUAUUUUUGGAUCCAGAUACUAUAGUAACAUUAUUUUGUACAACAGAUUUCUGGAUGACUUGCUAAUAGUUUGGAAAGGUGAUGAACAAAGUGCUAUAGACUUUGUUUCAUACCUUAACGAGACAUCUAAUUUUCUUAAAUUUACCUACAAGUGGGAUAAUGAUAUAGCUAAUUACUUGGACAUUAAAAUUUUGAAAAAUGGAACUGAGUUCACUAGCACCAUAUAUAGGAAACCGAGUUAUGCCAACUCGAUGUUACAUUUUGCAAGUUGUCACCCGAUGCAUCAAAGGAGAGGUGAGUUUGGUGAUAAUGCUGGAGCAAGUCCUGAAGGCAACAUCAAGGUCAAGUUAUAUGAUAUUAUUAUUAUUACUGCUGAUGAUAUUAUUAUUACUGCUGAUGAUAUUAUUACUGCUGAUGAUAUUAUUAUUACUGAUGAUAUUAUUACUGCUAAUGAUAUUAAUAUUACUGCUGAUGAUAUUAUUACUGAUAUUAUUAUUAUUACUGCUAAUGAUAUUAUUAUUACUGCUGAUGAUAUUAUUCUUACUGCUAAUAUUAUUGUUACUGCUGAUAUUAUUAUCGCUGCUAAUGGUAUUAUUAUUACUGCUGAUGAUAUUAUUCUUACUGCUAAUAUUAUUGUUACUGCUGAUAUUAUUAUCGCUGCUAAUGCAAGGCUUCCAAACCACACUAGCUCUGUCUGCAGUACCUGGGGUAAUAACCAUUAUAAAACAUUUGAUGGAGAUAUCUUCCAGUUCCAUGGGACCUGCUACUAUAAUUUUGCUUCAGACUGUGCUGAAACUUAUGAACAAUUUGCAGUACAUUUUCAGCGUAAACUUGUUAAUGGACAUCCUAAAAUUGAAUAUGUGACAGCAAAACUCCAGGAUACAGUUAUCUUAUUAACCCCAUUUCUUGUAACUGUUAAUGGAGAAAUAAUUUCAGCACCCUACUUUGGUGCGGGGUUAGUAAUUGAAAAGAAUGCUGCCUAUGUAAAGAUCUUUGCACAGGUUGGCUUUGCCCUAAUCUGGAACACUGAAGAUGCAUUAAUGCUGGAGCUAGACGACAAAUUUAGGAACAAAACCUGCGGUCUCUGUGGUGACUAUAAUGGCAGCCCUGUACUCAAUGAAUUUAUUCAUGAAGGCAUGGAACUUACUGUGAACCAGUAUGGAAAUCUACAGAAGAUCCAUAAACCCAACACUGAUUGCCAGGAUGUUGAAGAGUUCGAUCUGGAAUUGUCACCAAAACCAGACUGCAAUGUGCACAGGCGUGUCUGUGAAACACUGCUGAAAUCCCGUAUAUUUGAUGACUGCACUUCUAGACUUAAUAUUGAAAACUACCUCCAGGCCUGUAUGCAGGAUGUGUGUACUUGCUUAAAUUCAACAGACUCAUUCUGCUUAUGCAGUACCAUCACUGAAUAUUCAAGGCAGUGCUCUCAUGCGGGCGGCAGACCAGGAAACUGGAGGACAGACAACUUUUGUGGUAAAAAAUGCCCACUAAAUCUGGUCUAUGAAGAAAGUCAUUCACCAUGUAUGGACACAUGCACACACCUUGACACAAGUACACUGUGUGAGGAGCAUUUCAUGGAUGGAUGCUACUGUCCUGAAGGUACAGUCGUUGAUGACAUCUCUAACAGUGGAUGCAUUCCAGUUGAGCAUUGCCAGUGCACACUUCAUGGAAAAAAGUAUAACCCUGGGGAAAGGAGAACAAGUGAAUGUGAAGAGUGCAUAUGUGAUUCUGGCAAAUGGAUGUGCAAGAACCUUCCCUGCCCUGGGUUAUGUUCUUUGGAAGGAGGAGCCCAUAUUUCAACUUUUGAUGGCAAAAUAUACACCUUUCAUGGAGGAUGUUUCUAUGUUCUCAGUAAAGACUGUGAAUAUGGUUACUACACUUUGCUUGCUGAAAUGGUACCCUGUGAGAGCCUAGAAAGAGACACUUGUCUAAAGUCACUGGUGUUAAAAUCCUCAAAAAAUGAGCAGACAAUGACCUUUUCAGCUAAUGGGUAUGUACUUCUGAAUGGAGGUCGUAUCUCUCUGCCUUACAGCACAGUGAAUUUCACCAUUUUUCAGCCUUCAUCCUUGCACAUAAUUCUACAAGCUGCCUUUGGACUGCAACUUCACAUUCAACUGGUUCCUGUUAUGCAGGUCUACAUAACUCUGGAUAAGAUUUUCCAAGGAAAAACAUGUGGUCUCUGUGGCAACUUCAACUCUAUGCAGAGUGAUGACUUCAGAACUCGCAAUGGUUUGGUGGAAGGCACAGCGGCAUCAUUUGCCAACACUUGGAAGUCUCAAUCCAGCUGUUUGGAUAAGCCAGACUGGUUGGGGGAUCCCUGCUCCCUAAGUAUUGAAAAUGAGAAUUAUGCUGAGCAUUGGUGUUCCCUUCUUAGGAGGUCAAAUGGCAUUUUUUCAAGCUGCCAUUCAACUGUAAAUCCUACAGACUAUUACAAGAGGUGCAAAUACGAUGCUUGCCUUUGUGAAAAAAAUGAAGACUGCAUGUGUGCCACUCUCUCCUCCUAUGUGCGAGCCUGUGCGGCUAAAGGAAUCAUCAUAAAAGACUGGAGAGCAACUGUUUGUAGUAAAUACAUGGAUAGCUGCCCAUCGUCCCAAGAAUUUGUCUAUGAUAUUAAGGGCUGCCCACAGACAUGCCAGUCACUGAAUGAAAAAGAUACUUCUUGUAUGGUCGACUAUGUUCCAGUGGAUGGCUGCAGUUGUGUCAACAAUACCUAUCUGAAUGAUAAAGGUCAAUGUGUUCCACUGUCAAUGUGUCCAUGCUCUUACAGAGGAAGCCUGCUGAAACCAGGGGCAAUGAUUCAUGAGCAAAAUGACAAAUGCAUCUGCCAUAAUGGUCAAAUCCAAUGUAUGUCAUCAACACGAGAAACAAGAGCAUGUGGCCCUGGAAAGCUUUAUUUCAACUGCAACAAUGCAACCAGUGGGGCUACAGGGAUUGACUGCAGGCCGACAUGCCGAAAUCUUGGAAUGGAGUGUUACAGUCUACAGUGCACUUCUGGGUGUAUCUGUGAAGACGGACUUGUGGAACUUGACAAUGGAAGCUGUGUCCCUGUUGACUCUUGCCCAUGCUAUCACUAUGAUCAACCCUAUGAACAUUCAAGCACAAUACCUGUGGAAUGCAAUACCUGUACCUGUGAAAGAGGGAGUUGGCUUUGCACUAAUAACUCUUGCUUUGGGAUGUGUACCAUCUACGGAAAUGGUCAUUAUAUUACCUUUGAUGAGAAACGCUACGUCUUUGAUGGAAGCUGUGAAUAUGUGGCCGUACAAGAUGGAUGUGGAAGCAGUGUUUGGAAUGGAACAUUCAGGAUUUUAACAGAAAAUAUGCCGUGUGGCAAAACAGGAACAAUGUGUUCAAAAGCCAUCAGGAUUAUAUUGGGGGAAGCUGAGCUUCUGUUGUCAGAGAGAAAUCUUGAAGUUAUUAAGAAAAGCAGUAAAAUGAAAUUAAAUAGUCGUACAGUUGGUAUUUAUUUGUUAAUAGAAGUGGGUUGCGAUAUGAUUCUACUUUGGGACAAGAGAAAUACUAUCAAAAUCAAACUAAAUCCUAGCUACGAGGGAAAGGUUUGUGGCCUUUGUGGUAAUUAUGAUGGGAAUGCCAUGAACGAUUUCACCACCAGCAGUAAUUCACUAGUUACCUCUCCCUAUGAAUUUGGAAACAGCUGGAAGACCUUUAAUGAGUGCCCGGAUGCAUCAGAUGAAACCGACCUAUGUCAUUUGAACCCUUAUCUUCAUGCGUGUGCUCAGAUGAAGUGUAGCAUUAUUAAAAGUGAUACGUUUAAAGACUGUCAUGCUAAGGUUGAUCCAACACCAUUUUAUGAAGCCUGUGUUCGAGACACAUGUGUAUGUGACACUGCAGGAGACUGUCAGUCUUUCUGUACAGCUGUGGCUGCCUAUGCUGCUGUUUGUAUUCAUACUGGAACCUGUGUGUAUUGGAGAACUCCAGAAAUCUGUCCUAUGUUUUGCGAUUACUACAAUGAUUACAAAGACUGUACCUGGCACUAUAAGGCAUGUGGACAUCCCGAGUACCGAACUUGCUUCAACACAACAACAUGUGAGAAUACAUCACUCCCAAUGGUGGAAGGCUGCUUUCCUGAGUGCUCUGCAGACAGGCCAAUUUAUGAUGAAAUGAGUGGAAAAUGUGUGGCAGAAGAAGAUUGUGGCUGUGAAAUCGAUGGUGUUUAUUACCCUGUUAAUGCAACAGUUCCAACAGAUAUAAACUGUACAACAUGUAUUUGCUCAGGAGCUAAUCAAAAAUACUGCUUUAAUGAUGCCUCAGCGUGUCACUGUUAUUACAAUGGAACCAUAUAUGGAGUUAAUGAUGUCAUCUACAAUGUUACGGAUGGACUUGGAUGGUGUUUCUAUGCAAUAUGUAAAGAAAAUGGCACAAUAAUUCGAACAGCGGAACCUUGUGGAGCUACAAUUGCCCCAUCUCCUACCUACACUGUUACAACUACACAAUCAAUGUCUCCAACGACAACUGAAAAACUGACAUCAUAUCCAUCCUCAACAGUUACACCCUCUGAGUCUCCAUCAACAACUACAAUCAGUCCAAGCUCAACAACUACAACAGCUGAAUGCCAUAUAUUAGUGUGUGGAUGGAGUCACUGGAAUAGUACCUACAAUGCCACAUUUGGCCCUGAAGGUGGUGAUUUUGAACUCUUGGAAAAUCACACUGAAGUCUGUAAAAACCCAGUUGAUAUUGAGUGUAGAGCUAAAAAGGCACCAGAUAUCAGCAUUGAAGAUUUAGGCCAAAAUGUGAUAUGUAAUAAAUCUGUAGGACUUAUCUGCAAAAAUAGUGAACAGACAAUGAUUCCAGUUUGUUAUGACUAUGAGAUACGUGUAAAUUGCUGCUAUGCCUUACCGUGUACACCAAAUGAUACAACAACACCACCAGGAUCAGUAUCCACAACAGUGCCAUCAACAACACAUUCAACAACUCUGUCCCCAAGUGUUUCAGGGUCUACUCAUCCUACAGCUACUGCAUCAUUAAGCACAAUAUCAUCCACCUUUACAUCACUGCUGUCAACAUCUACAUUUCCUACCAUAAGUGUUUCAAGGUCUACUCAUCCUACAGCUACUACAUCAUUAAGCACAAUAUCAUCCACCUUUACAUCACUGCUGUCAACAUCUACAUUUCCUCCCAUAGUAACAGCUCAUCCAACUGCCACACUAAUAACACUUACAGCACAACAACAGGAAAAGCAAACUACUCCAAAAGUGACAACUUUAACCACUACGUAUUUUACAGAAACUGAGAUAAGUCAGUCAAGUUCAAGAAAAACAGCCUCAACUACCAAAAAUCCAACUACAAUCUCUUCUGUUACAUCUCUUCCUAUUACAAGUCAUGAACCAACCACUCAUUCCAUUACUACAGCCACAUAUACACCUACAGAACUUCAAAGAACAACUGCUAUUACCUUGUCAACUUUGAGUUCAGCCACUAGUACAGGUGUAGAAACUACACUGACAAAUGUGCCAACAACAGUGAAAAGCACAAUGUCCUCCACCUUGACACCAACCCCCUCUGCUUCUCCAUCAUCUACCACAUGUACAACUGAAGAAACAGCUGUAACUAGUAUACUGACAGUUUCAAGCACAACAACAUCACCAACUCCAGUGACAUCAACCACAUUCUCUCCAACUACAAAAUUUACCACAUCAUCAGCAAUUCCAACUACAUCACCUACAGAAACAAAACGAUCAACUUCAGUCUUAACAACAAGCACUCCUACAUCAUUUCCAGGUACCAGUACUUACACUACAACUUCAGUUGCACCAACAACAGCACAAAGUACACCACCUUCUACUUUGACAUCAACACCUGCUUCCACUCCUUCAACGACCUGUACAACUGAAGAAACAACUGAAACAUCAACAUUGAAAGUUUCCAGCACAACUCCAACUCCAGCAACAUUGUCAACAACCAUAUCCUUCUCUUCCACAACUACAAAACCAACCACUUCAGCUACUCCAAGAACUACUCCUACAGAAUCUUUUACAACUGUAAUUCCCAGCUCUACUUCAAGUUCAACCACCACAAGUACAACUGAAGAAACUACUGUUCAAACUUCAAUACCUGAAAGUAGUACUUUAUCUUCUACCAUGACUCUCACUCCGGGCACUUCUCACUCAACUACAGCUUCUUCAACUGAAGUGACAACUAUUACAGCCACACCGACAGUUUCCAGCACUUUACAUCCAACAACAUAUUCUACAUCUACUCAUAAAACAUUUACAACACCUGCAAUUGUUCCAACCACAACAAAAGAAGAAACAGAAUCCACCUCAGUCUUCAUAUCAACAAGUACACAAACACCAGUGUUCACAUCUCAGAGUUCAUCACUGAGUAGCACAACAGUGACAGAAAGAAGCACACAGUCAUCUACAACAAAAUUCACCAGUGUUACCUCACUAUCAACAACACCGUGUACAACAGAAGAGACUACUGAGACAAUUUCAAGCACCACUACAACUUUAUCACCCACACAAUCAUCAACCACAUCAUCUACUCUCACAUCUACAAAACCUACCACACCUUCUGUUAAACCAAGUACAUCAGUUACUGUUACAGAGCUCCAUACUCUAACUGCAACUACUGCUUCUACUGGAAACACAACAAGCAUAACUAAAGAAACAAGUCUCAUAACAUCAUCUGAAAGAACCACAUUGUCCUCUACUGUGACCACCACAGUUUCUUUGUCACCCUCAACAACCACAGUUUCAACUACAACAUCUACUUUGGUGCCCUCAACCACUUUCACUCAUAUAUCUACAGAAUUUACCACACCAACAGUUAGCCCAUCUUCAACAAUCACACCAAUAUUAUCAACAGAAUCCACGCCACUUCCAACAACAUUCACACCAACACCAGGUAGUACUACCAUAUUUCAGAGUACAACCUCAACCAGUAAAUCUGCAACCACAACAACAGAAACUACAAGUUCUCCAACAAGUGGAAAGAGUACACUUUCAACUACAUUGACACCGAGUGUUGAGACUACACAGUCAUCUACCAUAAAAUCCAGUAGCAUUACCUUACCAUCAACAACACCAUGCACAACAGAAGAGACUCCUGAGACAACAACCGUUUCAAGCACAACUACAACUCAAUCAACCACAUCAUCUUCUGUCACAACUACAAAAUAUACCACAUUUAGUGCUACUCCUAGCACAUCAGUUACUGCUACGGAGUCCCAACCUGUUACUACAACCUCUGCUUCUACAACUCCAAAAACUAGUGUCACAACAUCAUCUGAAAUAACCACCUUGUCUUCUACUGUGACCUCCACUGUUUCUUUGUCACCAUCAACAACAGUUUCAAGUACAGCUACAACAUCAACAUCGGUGCCCUCAACCACUUCCCCUCAUGCAACUACAGAAUUUACAACACAGACUGUUAUUCCAUCUUCAACAAUCACACCAAUACUAACAAUAGAAUCCACUCUACUUCCAACAAGUACACCAACUCCAGGUGCUACUACCACGUUCCAGAGUACAACCUCAACCAGUACACCUGCAACAACAACAGAAACUACAAGUUCUCCAACAACUGAAAAGAGUACGCUUUCAACUGCACUGACACCGACUGUUGAGACUACACAGUCAUCUACCAUAAAAUCCAGUAGUAUUACCUUACCAUCAACAACACCAUGUACAACAGAAGAGACUUCUGAGACAACAACUGCUUCAAUCACAGCUACAACUCUAUCAACCACAUCAUCUUCUGUCACAACAACUAAAUCUACAACAUCUACUUCUACUCCUAGCACAUCAGUUACUGUUACGGAGUCCCAACCUGUUACUACAACCUCUGCUUCUACUGGAAGUACUACUCCUAUUACAACUCAAAAAACUAGUUUCACAACAUCAUCUGAAAUAACCACCUUGUCCUCUACUGUGACUUCCACUGUUACUUUGUCACCAUCAACAACAACAGUUUCAAGUACAGCUACAACAUCAACAUUUGUGCCCUCAACCACUUCCUCUCAUGCAACUACAGAAUUUACAACACAGACUGUUAUUCCAUCUUCAACAAUCACACCAGUACAAACAACAGAAUCCACUACAUUUCCAACAACAAGUACAUCAACUCCAGCUGCUACUACCAUGUUCCAGAGCACAACCUCAACCAGUACACCUGCAGAAACAAUGACAGAAACUACAAGUUCUCCAACAACUGAAAAGAGUACGCCUUCAACUACAUUGACACCGAGUGUUGAGACUCCACAGUCAUCUACCAUGAAAUCCAGUAGUAUUACCUUACCAUCAACAACACCAUGUACAACAGAAGAGACUUCUGAGACAACAACCGUUUCAAGCACAACUACAACUCUAUCAACCACAACAUCUUCUGUCACAACAACUAAAUCUGCAACAUUUACUGCUACUCCUAGCACAUCAGUUACUGUUACGGAGUCCCAACCUGUUACUACAACCUCUGCUUCUACUGGAAGUACUACUACAAUUACAACUGAAAAAACUAGUUUCACAACAUCAUCUGAAAUAACCACCUUGUCCUCUACUGUGACCUCCACUGUUUCUUUGUCACCAUCAACAACAACAGUUUUAAGUACAGCUACAACAUCAACAUUGGUGCCCUCAACCACGUCCUCUCAUGCAACUACAGAAUUUACAACACAGACUGUUAUUCCAUCUUCAACAAUCACACCAAUACUAACAACAGAAUCCACUCCAGUUCCAACAAGUACACCAACUCCAGGUGCUACUACCAUAUUCCAGAGCACAACCUCAACCAGUACACCUGCAACAACAGCAGAAACUACAAGUUCUCCAACAACUGAAAAGAGUACGCCUUCAACUACAUUGACACCGAGUGUUGAGACUACACAGUCAUCUACCAUGAAAUCCAGUAGUAUUACCUUACCAUCAACAACACCAUGUACAACAGAAGAGACUCCUGAGACAACAACCAUUUCAAGCACAACUACAACUGUUUCAACCACAGCAUCUUUUGUCACAACAACUAAAUCUACAACAUUUACUGCUACUCCUAGCACAUCAGUUACUGUUACGGAGUCUCAACCUGUUACUACAACCUCUACUGCUCCUGGAAGUACUACUCCAAUUACAACUCAAGAAACUAGUGUUACAACAUCAUCUGAAACAACCACCUUCUCCUCUACUGUGACCUCCACUGUUUCUUUGUCACCAUCAACAACAACAGUUUUAAGUACAGCUACAACAUCAUCAGUGCCCUCAACCACUUCCCCUCAUGUAACUACAGAAUUUACAACACAGACUGUUAUUCCAUCUUCAACAAUCACACCAAUACUAACAACAGAAUCCACUCCAGUUCCAACAAGUACACCAACUCCAGGUGCUACUACCACGUUCCAAAGCACAACCUCAACCAGUACACCUGCAGCAACAACAACAGAAACUGCAAGUUCUCCAACAACUGAAAAGAGUACACCUUCAACUACAUUGACACCGAGUGUUGAGAGUACACAUUCAUCUACCAUAAAAUCCAGUAGUAUUGCCUUACCAUCAACAACACCAUGUACAACAGAAGAGACUUCUGAGACAACAACCAUUUCGAGCACAACGACAACACUAUCAACCACAACAUCUUCUGUCACAACAACUAAAUCUACAACAUUUACUGUCACUUCUAGCACAUCGGUUACUGUUACGGAGUCCCAGCCUGUUACUACAGCCUCUGCUUCUACUGGAAGUACUACUCCAAUUACAACUGAAAAAACUAGUUUCACAACAUCAUCUCAAAUAACCACCUUGUCCUCUACUGUGACUUCCACUGUUUCUUUGUCACCAUCAACAACAACAGUUUCAAGUACAGCUACAACAUCAACUUCGGUGCCCACAACCACUUCCCCUCAUGUAACUACAGAAUUUACAACACAGACUGUUAUUCCAUCUUCAACAAUCACACCAGUGCAAACAACAGAAUCCACUACACUUCCAAGAACAAGUACACCAACUCCAGGUGCUACUACCACAUUGCAGAGCACAACGUCAACCAGUACACCUGCAACAACAACAACAGAAACUACAAGUUCAACAACUGAAAAGAGUACGCCUUCAACUACAUUGACACCAAGUGUUGAGACUACACAGUCAUCUACCAUAAAAUCCAGUAGUAUUACCUUACCAUCAACAACACCAUGUACAACAGAAGAGACUCCUGAGACAACAACCGUUUCAAGCACAAGUACAACUGUUUCAACCACAACAUCGUCUGUCACAACAACUAAAUCUACAACAUUUACUACUACUCCUACUACAACAUCAACUUCGGUGCCCUCAUCCACUUCCCCUCAUGUAACUACAGAAUUUACAACACAGACUGUUAUUCCAUCUUCAACAAUCACACCAGUGCAAACAACAGAAUCCACUACACUUCCAAGAACAAGUACACAAACUCCAGGUGCUACUACCACAUUCCCGAGCACAACCUCAACCAGUACACCUGCAACAACAACAACAGAAACUACAAGUUCUCCAACAACUGAAAAGAGUACGCCUUCAACUACAUUGACACCGAGUGUUGAGACUACACAGUCAUCUACCAUAAAAUCCAGUAGUAUUACCUUACCAUCAACAACACCAUGUACAACAGAAGAGACUGCUGAGACAACAACCGUUUCAAGCACAACUACAACUGUUUCAACCACAGCAUCUUCUGUCACAACAACUAAAUCUACAGCAUUUACUGCUACUCCUAGCACAUCAGUUACUGUUACGGAGUCUCAACCUGUUACUACAACCUCUACUUCUACUGAAAGUACUACUCCAAUUACAAUGCAAGAAACUAGUGUUACAACACCAUCUGAAACAACCACCUUGUCCUCUACUGUGACCUCCACUGUUUCUUUGUCACCAUCAACAACAACAGUUUUAAGUACAGCUGCAACAUCAGCAUCGGUGCCCUCAACCAGUUCCCCUCAUGCAACUACAGAAUUUACAACACAGACUGUUAUUCCAUCUUCAACAAUCACACCAAUACUAACAACAGAAUCCACUCCAGUUCCAACAAGUACACCAACUCCAGGUGCUACUACCACGUUCCAAAGCACAACCUCAACCAGUACACCUGCAGCAACAACAACAGAAACUGCAAGUUCUCCAACAACUGAAAAGAGUACACCUUCAACUACAUUGACACCGAGUGUUGAGAGUACACAUUCAUCUACCAUAAAAUCCAGUAGUAUUGCCUUACCAUCAACAACACCAUGUACAACAGAAGAGACUUCUGAGACAACAACCAUUUCGAGCACAACGACAACACUAUCAACCACAACAUCUUCUGUCACAACAACUAAAUCUACAACAUUUACUGGCACUUCUAGCACAUCAGUUACUGUUACGGAGUCCCAGCCUGUUCCUACAACCUCUGCUUCUACUGGAAGUACUACUCCAAUUACAACUGAAAAAACUAGUUUCACAACAUCAUCUCAAAUAACCACCUUGUCCUCUACUGUGACCUCCACUGUUUCUUUGUCACCAUCAACAACAACAGUUUCAAGUACAGCUACAACAUCAACUUCGGUGCCCACAACCACUUCCCCUCAUGUAACUACAGAAUUUACAACACAGACUGUUAUUCCAUCUUCAACAAUCACACCAGUGCAAACAACAGAAUCCACUACACUUCCAAGAACAAGUACACCAACUCCAGGUGCUACUACCACAUUGCAGAGCACAACUUCAACCAGUACACCUGCAACAACAACAGAAACUACAAGUUCAACAACUGAAAAGAGUACACCUUCAACUACAUUGACACCGAGUGUUGAGACUACACAGUCAUCUACCAUAAAAUCCAGUAGUAUUACCUUACCAUCAACAACACCAUGUACAACAGAAGAGACUCCUGAGACAACAACCGUUUCAAGCACAAGUACAACUGUUUCAACCACAACAUCUUCUGUCACAACAACUAAAUCUACAACAUUUACUACUACUCCUAGCACAUCAGUUACUGUUACGGAGUCUCAACCUGUUAUUACAACCACUACUUCUACUGGAAGUACUACUCCAAUUACAACUCAAGAAACUAGUGUUACAACAUCAUCUGAAACAACCACCUUGUCCUCUACUGUGACACCGACUGUUUCUUUGUCACCAUCAACAACAACAACAACAACCAUUUCAAGCACAACUACAACUCUAUCAACCACAACAUCUUCUGUCACAACAACUAAAUCUACAACAUUUACUGCUACUCCUAGCACAUCAGUUACUGUUACAGAGUCCCAACCUGUUACUACAACCUCUGCUUCUACUGGAAGUACUACUCCAAUUACAACUGAAAAAACUAGUUUCACAACAUCAUCUGAAAUAACCACCUUGUCCUCUACUGUGACCUCCACUGUUUCUUUGUCACCAUCAACAACAACAGUUUCAAGUACAGCUACAACAUCAACUUCGGUGCCCUCAUCCACUUCCCCUCAUGUAACUACAGAAUUUACAACACAGACUGUUAUUCCAUCUUCAACAAUCACACCAGUGCAAACAACAGAAUCCACUACACUUCCAAGAACAAGUACACCAACUCCAGGUGCUACUACCACAUUCCAGAGCACAACCUCAACCAGUACACCUGCAACAACAACAACAGAAACUACAAGUUCUCCAACAACUGAAAAGAGUACGCCUUCAACUACAUUGACACCGAGUGUUGAGACUACACAGUCAUCUACCAUAAAAUCCAGUAGUAUUACCUUACCAUCAACAACACCAUGUACAACAGAAGAGACUCCUGAGACAACAACCAUUUCAAGCACAAGUACAACUGUUUCAACCACAACAUCUUCUGUCACAACAACUAAAUCUACAACAUUUACUGCUACUCCUAGCACAUCAGUUACUCUUACGGAGUCCCAACCUGUUACUACAACCUCUACUUCUACUGGAAGUACUACUCCAAUUACAACGCAAGAAACUAGUGUUACAACAUCAUCUGAAACAACCACCUUGUCCUCUACUGUGACCUCCACUGUUUCUUUGUCACAAUCAACAACAACAGUUUUAAGUACAGCUGCAACAUCAACAUCGGUGCCCUCAACCAGUUCCUCUCAGGCAACUACAGAAUUUACAACACAGACUGUUAUUCCAUCUUCAACAAUCACACCAAUACUAACAACAGAAUCCACUCCAGUUCCAACAAGUACACCAACUCCAGGUGCUACUACCACGUUCCAAAGCACAACCUCAACCAGUACACCUGCAGCAACAACAAUAGAAACUGCAAGUUUUCCAACAACUGAAAAGAGUACACCUUCAACUACAUUGACACCGAGUGUUGAGAGUACACAUUCAUCUACCAUAAAAUCCAGUAGUAUUGCCUUACCAUCAACAACACCAUGUACAACAGAAGAGACUUCUGAGACAACAACCAUUUCAAGCACAACAACAACACUAUCAACAACCACAACAUCUUCUGUCACAACAACUAAAUCUACAACAUUUACUGUCACUUCUAGCACAUCAGUUACUGUUACGGAGUCCCAGCCUGUUACUACAACCUUUGCUUCUACUGGAAGUACUACUCCAAUUACAACUGAAAAAACUAGUUUCACAACAUCAUCUCAAAUAACUACCUUGUCCUCUACUGUGACCUCCACUGUUUCUUUGUCACCAUCAACAACAACAGUUUCAAGUACAGCUACAACAUCAACUUCGGUGCCCACAACCACUUCCCCUCAUGUAACUACAGAAUUUACAACACAGACUGUUAUUCCAUCUUCAACAAUCACACCAGUGCAAACAACAGAAUCCACUACACUUCCAAGAACAAGUACACCAACUCCAGGUGCUACUACCACAUUCCAGAGCACAACUUCAACCAGUACACCUGCAACAACAACAGAAACUACAAGUUCAACAACUGAAAAGAGUACGCCUUCAACUACAUUGACACCGAGUGUUGAGACUACACAGUCAUCUACCAUAAAAUCCAGUAGUAUUACCUUACCAUCAACAACACCAUGUACAACAGAAGAGACUCCUGAGACAACAACCGUUUCAAGCACAAGUACAACUGUUUCAACCACAACAUCUUCUGUCACAACAACUAAAUCUACAACAUUUACUACUACUCCUACUACAACAUCAACUUCGGUGCCCACAACCACUUCCCCUCAUGUAACUACAGAAUUUAUAACACAGACUGUUAUUCCAUCUUCAACAAUCACACCAGUGCAAACAACAGAAUCCACUACACUUCCAAGAACAAGUACACCAACUCCAGGUGCUACUACCACAUUCCAGAGCACAACUUCAACCAGUACACCUGCAACAACAACAACAGAAACUACAAGUUCAACAACUGAAAAGAAAGAGACUCCUGAGACAACAACCAUUUCAAGCACAAGUACAACUGUUUCAACCACAACAUCUUCUGUCACAACAACUAAAUCUACAACAUUUACUACUACUCCUAGCACAUCAGUUACUGUUACGGAGUCUCAACCUGUUAUUACAACCACUACUUCUACUGGAAGUACUACUCCAAUUACAACUCAAGAAACUAGUGUUACAACAUCAUCUGAAACAACCACCUUGUCCUCUACUGUGACGUCGACUGUUUCUUUGUCACCAUCAACAACAACAGUUUUAAGUACAGCUGCAACAUCUACAUCGGUGCCCUCAACCACUUCCCCUCAUGCAACUACAGAAUUUACAACACAGACUGUUAUUCCAUCUUCAACAAUCACACCAAUACUAACUACAGAAUCCACUACAGUUCCAACAAGUACAUCAACUCCAGGUGCUACUACCACAUUUCAGAGCACAACCUCAACCAGUACACCUGCAGCAACAACAACAGAAACUACAAGUUCUCCAACAACUGAAAAGAGUACGCCUUCAACUACAUUGACACCGAGUGUUGAGAGUACACAGUCAUCUACCAUAAAAUCCAGUAGUAUUACCUUACCAUCAACAACACCAUGUACAACAGAAGAGACUUCUGAGACAACAACCGUUUCAAGCACAACUACAACUCUAUCAACCACAACAUCUUUUGUCGCAACAACUAAAUCUAUAACAUUUACUGCUACUCCUAGCACAUCAGUUACUGUUACAGAGUCCCAACCUGUUACUACAACCUCUGCUUCUACUGGAAGUACUACUCCAAUUACAACUGAAAAAACUAGUUUCACAACAUCAUCUCAAAUAACCACCUUGUCCUCUACUGUGACCUCCACUGUUUCUUUGUCACCAUCAACAACAACAGUUUCAAGUACAGCUACAACAUCAACUUCGGUGCCCACAACCACUUCCCCUCAUGUAACUACAGAAUUUACAACACAGACUGUUAUUCCAUCUUCAACAAUCACACCAGUGCAAACAACAGAAUCCACUACACUUCCAAGAACAAGUACACCAACUCCAGGUGCUACUACCACAUUGCAGAGCACAACUUCAACCAGUACACCUGCAACAACAACAACAGAAACUACAAGUUCAACAACUGAAAAGAGUACGCCUUCAACUACAUUGACACCGAGUGUUGAGACUACACAGUCAUCUACCAUAAAAUCCAGUAGUAUUACCUUACCAUCAACAACACCAUGUACAACAGAAGAGACUCCUGAGACAACAACCGUUUCAAGCACAAGUACAACUGUUUCAACCACAACAUCUUCUGUCACAACAACUAAAUCUACAACAUUUACUACUACUCCUAGCACAUCAGUUACUGUUACGGAGUCUCAACCUGUUAUUACAACCACUACUUCUACUGGAAGUACUACUCCAAUUACAACUCAAGAAACUAGUGUUACAACAUCAUCUGAAACAACCACCUUGUCCUCUACUGUGACGUCGACUGUUUCUUUGUCACCAUCAACAACAACAGUUUUAAGUACAGCUGCAACGUCUACAUCGGUGCCCUCAACCACUUCCCCUCAUGCAACUACAGAAUUUACAACACAGACUGUUAUUCCAUCUUCAACAAUCACACCAGUACUAACAACAGAAUCCACUCCAUUUCCAACAAGUACACCAACGCCAGGUGCUACUACCAUGUUCCAGAGCACAACCUCAACCAGUACACCUGCAGCAACAACAACAGAAACUACAAGUUCUCCAACAACUGAAAAGAGUACACCUUCAACUACAUUGACACCGAGUGUUGAGAGUACACAGUCAUCUACCAUAAAAUCCAGUAGUAUUACCUUACCAUCAACAACACCAUGUACAACAGAAGAGACUUCUGAGACAACAACCAUUUCAAGCACAACUACAACUCUAUCAACCACAACAUCUUCUGUCACAACAACUAAAUCUACAACAUUUACUGUCACUUCUAGCACAUCAGUUACUGUUACGGAGUCCCAGCCUGUUACUACAACCUUUGCUUCUACUGGAAGUACUACUCCAAUUACAACUGAAAAAACUAGUUUCUCAACAUCAUCUGAAAUAACCACCUUGUCCUCUACUGUGACCUCCACUGUUUCUUUGUCACCAUCAACAACAACAGUUUCAAAAUUUACAACACAGACUGUUAUUCCAUCUUCAACAAUCACACCAGUGCAAACAACAGAAUCCACUACACUUCCAAGAACAAGUACACCAACUCCAGGUGCUACUACCACAUUCCAGAGCACAACUUCAACCAGUACACCUGCAACAACAACAACAGAAACUACAAGUUCAACAACUGAAAAGAGUACGCCUUCAACUACAUUGACACCGAGUGUUGAGACUACACAGUCAUCUACCAUAAAAUCCAGUAGUAUUACCUUACCAUCAACAACACCAUGUACAACAGAAGAGACUCCUGAGACAACAACCGUUUCAAGCACAAGUACAACUGUUUCAACCACAACAUCUUCUGCCACAACAACUAAAUCUACAACAUUUACUGCUACUCCUUGCACAUCAGUUACUGUUACGGAGUCUCAACCUGUUAUUACAACCACUACUUCUACUGGAAGUACUACUCCAAUUACAACUCAAGAAACUAGUGUUACAACAUCAUCUGAAACAACCACCUUGUCCUCUACUGUGACCUCCACUGUUUCUUUGUCACCAUCAACAACAAUAGUGUCAAGUACAGCUGCAACAUCAACAUCGGUGCCCUCAACCAGUUCCCCUCAUGCAACUACAGAAUUUACAACACAGACUGUUAUUCCAUCUUCAACAAUCACACCAGUACUAACAACAGAAUCCACUCCUGUUCCAACAAGUACACCAACGCCAGGUGCUACUACCACGUUCCAGAGCACAACCUCAACCAGUACACCUGCAGCAACAACAACAGAAACUGCAAGUUCUCCAACAACUGAAAAGAGUACACCUUCAACUACAUUGACACCGAGUGUUGAGAGUACACAUUCAUCUACCAUAAAAUCCAGUAGUAUUGCCUUACCAUCAACAACACCAUGUACAACAGAAGAGACUUCUGAGACAACAACCAUUUCAAGCACAAGUACAACUGUUUCAACCACAACAUCUUCUGUCACAACAACUAAAUCUACAACAUUUACUGUCACUUCUAGCACAUCGGUUACUGUUACGGAGUCCCAGCCUGUUACUACAGCCUCUGCUUCUACUGGAAGUACUACUCCAAUUACAACUGAAAAAACUAGUUUCACAACAUCAUCUGAAAUAACCACCUUGUCCUCUACUGUGACUUCCACUGUUACUUUGUCACCAUCAACAACAACAGUUUCAAGUACAGCUACAACAUCAACAUUUGUGCCCUCAACCACUUCCUCUCAUGCAACUACAGAAUUUACAACACAGACUGUUAUUCCAUCUUCAACAAUCACACCAGUGCAAACAAUAGAAUCCACUACACUUCCAAGAACAAGUACACCAACUCCAGGUGCUACUACCACGUUCCAAAGCACAACCUCAACCAGUACACCUGCAGCAACAACAAUAGAAACUGCAAGUUUUCCAACAACUGAAAAGAGUACACCUUCAACUACAUUGACACCGAGUGUUGAGAGUACACAUUCAUCUACCAUAAAAUCUAGUAGUAUUGCCUUACCAUCAACAACACCAUGUACAACAGAAGAGACUUCUGAGACAACAACCAUUUCAAGCACAACAACAACACUAUCAACAACCACAACAUCUUCUGUCACAACAACUAAAUCUACAACAUUUACUGUCACUUCUAGCACAUCAGUUACUGUUACGGAGUCCCAGCCUGUUACUACAACCACUACUUCUACUGGAAGUACUACUCCAAUUACAACUGAAAAAAAUAGUUUCACAACAUCAUCUCAAAUAACUACCUUGUCCUCUACUGUGACCUCCACUGUUUCUUUGUCACCAUCAACAACAACAGUUUUAAGUACAGCUACAACAUCAACAUCAGUGCCCUCAACCACUUCCCCUCAUGUAACUACAGAAUUUACAACACAGACUGUUAUUGCAUCUUCAACAAUCAAACCAGUACAAACAACACAAUCCACUAGACUUCCAACAACAAGUACACCAACUCGAGGUGCUACUACCACGUUCCAAAGCACAACUUCAACCAGUACACCUGCAACAACAACAACAGAAACUACAAGUUCAACAACUGAAAAGAGUACGCCUUCAACUACAUUGACACCGAGUGUUGAGACUACACAGUCAUCUACCAUAAAAUCCAGUAGUAUUACCUUACCAUCAACAACACCAUGUACAACAGAAGAAACUCCUGAGACAACAACCGUUUCAAGCACAAGUACAACUGUUUCAACCACAACAUCUUCUGUCACAACAACUAAAUCUACAACAUUUACUACUACUCCUAGCACAUCAGUUACUGUUACGGAGUCUCAACCUGUUAUUACAACCACUACUUCUACUGGAAGUAGUACUUCAAUUACAACUCAAGAAACUAGUGUUACAACAUCAUCUGAAACAACCACCUUGUCCUCUACUGUGACACCGACUGUUUCUUUGCCACCAUCAACAACAACAGUUUUAAGUACAGCUGCAACAUCAACAUCAGUGCCCUCAACCAGUUCCCCUCAUGCAACUACAGAAUUUACAACACAGACUGUUAUUCCAUCUUCAACAAUCACACCAAUACUAACAACAGAAUCCACUCCAGUUCCAACAAGUACACCAACUCCAGGUGCUACUACCACGUUCCAAAGCACAACCUCAACCAGUACACCUGCAGCAACAACAACAGAAACUGCAAGUUCUCCAACAACUGAAAAGAGUACACCUUCAACUACAUUGACACCGAGUGUUGAGAGUACACAUUCAUCUACCAUAAAAUCCAGUAGUGUUGCCUUACCAUCAACAACACCAUGUACAACAGAAGAGACUUCUGAGACAACAACCAUUUCAAGCACAACGACAACACUAUCAACCACAACAUCUUCUGUCACAACAACUAAAUCUACAACAUUUACUGUCACUUCUAGCACAUCAGUUACUGUUACGGAGUCCCAGCCUGUUACUACAACCUUUGCUUCUACUGGAAGUACUACUCCAAUUACAACUGAAAAAACUAGUUUCUCAACAUCAUCUGAAAUAACCACCUUGUCCUCUACUGUGACCUCCACUGUUUCUUUGUCACCAUCAACAACAACAGUUUCAAGUACAGCUACAACAUCAACUUCAGUGCCCACAACCACUUCCCCUCAUGUAACUACAGAAUUUACAACACAGACUGUUAUUCCAUCUUCAACAAUCACACCAGUGCAAACAACAGAAUCCACUACACUUCCAAGAACAAGUACACCAACUCCAGGUGCUACUACCACAUUCCAGAGCACAACUUCAACCAGUACACCUGCAACAACAACAACAGAAACUACAAGUUCAACAACUGAAAAGAGUACGCCUUCAACUACAUUGACACCGAGUGUUGAGACUACACAGUCAUCUACCAUAAAAUCCAGUAGUAUUACCUUACCAUCAACAACACCAUGUACAACAGAAGAGACUCCUGAGACAACAACCGUUUCAAGCACAAGUACAACUGUUUCAACCACAACAUCUUCUGUCACAACAACUAAAUCUACAACAUUUACUACUACUCCUAGCACAUCAGUUACUGUUACGGAGUCUCAACCUGUUAUUACAACCACUACUUCUACUGGAAAUACUACUCCAAUUACAACUCAAGAAACUAGUGUUACAACAUCAUCUGAAACAACCACCUUGUCCUCUACUGUGACGUCGACUGUUUCUUUGUCACCAUCAACAACAGUUUUAAGUACAGCUGCAACAUCUACAUCAGUACCCUCAACCACUUCCCCUCAUGCAACUACAGAAUUUACAACACAGACUGUUAUUCCAUCUUCAACAAUCACACCAGUACUAACAACAGAAUCCACUCCUGUUCCAACAAGUACACCAACGCCAGGUGCUACUACCACGUUCCAGAGCACAACCUCAACCAGUACACCUGAAGCAACAACAACAGAAACUACAAGUUCUCCAACAACUGAAAAGAGUACGCCUUCAACUACAUUGACACCGAGUGUUGAGAGUACACAGUCAUCUACCAUAAAAUCCAGUAGUAUUACCUUACCAUCAACAACACCAUGUACAACAGAAGAGACUUCUGAGACAACAACCGUUUCAAGCACAACUACAACUCUAUCAACCACAACAUCUUCUGUCACAACAACUAAAUCUACAACAUUUACUGCUACUCCUAGCACAUCAGUUACUGUUACAGAGUCCCAACCUGUUACUACAACCUCUGCUUCUACUGGAAGUACUACUCCAAUUACAACUGAAAAAACUAGUUUCACAACAUCAUCUGAAAUAACCACCUUGUCCUCUACUGUGACCUCCACUGUUUCUUUGUCACCAUCAACAACAACAGUUUCAAGUACAGCUACAACAUCAACUUCGGUGCCCUCAUCCACUUCCCCUCAUGUAACUACAGAAUUUACAACACAGACUGUUAUUCCAUCUUCAACAAUCACACCAGUGCAAACAACAGAAUCCACUACACUUCCAAGAACAAGUACACCAACUCCAGGUGCUACUACCACAUUCCAGAGCACAACUUCAACCAGUACACCUGCAACAACAACAACAGAAACAACAAGUUCUCCAACAACUGAAAAGAGUACGCCUUCAACUACAUUGACACCGAGUGUUGAGACUACACAGUCAUCUACCAUAAAAUCCAGUAGUAUUACCUUACCAUCAACAACACCAUGUACAACAGAAGAGACUCCUGAGACAACAACCGUUUCAAGCACAAGUACAACUGUUUCAACCACAACAUCUUCUGUCACAACAACUAAAUCUACAACAAUUACUACUACUCCUAGCACAUCAGUUACUGUUACGGAGUCUCAACCUGUUAUUACAACCACUACUUCUACUGGAAGUACUACUCCAAUUACAACUCAAGAAACUAGUGUUACAACAUCAUCUGAAACAACCACCUUGUCCUCUACUGUGACACCGACUGUUUCUUUGUCACCAUCAACAACAACAGUUUUAAGUACAGCUGCAACAUCUACAUUGGUGCCCUCAACCACUUCCCCUCAUACAACUACAGAAUUUACAACACAGACUGUUAUUCCAUCUUCAACAAUCACACCAAUACUAUCAACAGAAUCCACUCUACUUCCAACAACAAGUACAUCAACUCCAGGUGCUACUUCCACAUUCCAGAGUACAACCUCAACCAGUACACCUGCAACAACAACAACAGAAACUACAAGUUCUCCAACAACUGAAAAGAGUACGCUUUCAACUACAUUGACACCGAGUGUUGAGACUACACAGUCAUCUACCAUAAAAUCCAGUAGUAUUACCUUACCAUCAACAACACCAGGUACAAUAGAAGAGACUUCUGAGACAACAACUGCUUCAAUCACAAGUACAACUCUAUCAACCACAUCAUCUUCUGUCACAACAACUAAAUCUACAACAUUUACUGCUACUCCUACCACAUCAGUUACUGUUACGGAGUCCCAACCUGUUACUACAACCUCUGCUUCUACUGGAAGUACUACUCCUAUUACAACUCAAAAAACUAGUUUCACAACAUCAUCUGAAAUAACCACCUUGUCCUCUACUGUGACUUCCACUGUUUCUUUGUCACCAUCAACAACAGUUUCAAGUACAACUACAACAUCAACAUCGGUGCCCUCAACCACUUCUCCUCAUGCAACUACAGAAUUUACAACACAGACUGUUAUUCCAUCUUCAACAAUCACACCAGUACAAACAACAGAAUCCACUACACUUCCAACAACAAGUACACCAACUCCAGGUGCUAGUACCACGUUCCAGAGCACAACCUCAACCAGUACACCUGCAGCAACAACAACAGAAACUACAAGUUCUCCAACAACUGAAAAGAGUACGCCUUCAACUACAUUGACACCGAGUGUUGAGAGUACACAGUCAUCUACCAUAAAAUCCAGUAGUAUUACCUUACCAUCAACAACACCAUGUACAACAGAAGAGACUCCUGAGACAACAACCAUUUCAAGCACAACUACAACUCUAUCAACGACAACAUCUUCUGUCACAACAACUAAAUCUACAACAUUUACUGCUACUCCUAGCACAUCAGUUACUGUUACGGAGUCCCCACCUGUUACUACAACCUCUGCUUCUACUGGAAGUACUACUCCAAUUACAACUGAAAAAACUAGUUUCACAACAUCAUCUGAAAUAACCACCUUGUCCUCUACUGUGACCUCCACUGUUUCUUUGUCACCAUCAACAACAACAGUUUCAAGUACAGCUACAACAUCAACAUCGGUGCCCUCAACCACGUCCUCUCAUGCAACUACAGAAUUUACAACACAGACUGUUAUUCCAUCUUCAACAAUCACACCAAUACUAUCAACAGAAUCCACUCCACUUCCAACAACAAGUACACCAACUCCAGGUGCUACUUCCACGUUCCAGAGUACAACCUCUACCAGUACACCUGCAACAACAACAACAGAAACUACAAGUUCUCCAACAACUGAAAAGAGUACGCCUUCAACUACAUUGACACCGAGUGUUGAGACUACACAGUCAUCUACCAUAAAAUCCAGUAGUAUUACCUUACCAUCAACAACACUAUGUACAACAGAAGAGACUCCUGAGACAACAACCGUUUCAAGCACAAGUACAACUGUUUCAACCACAACAUCUUCUGUCACAACAACUAAAUCUACAACAUUUACUGCUACUCCUAGCAUAUCAGUUACUGUUACGGAGUCUCAACCUGUUACUACAACCUCUACUUUUGCUGGAAGUACUACUCCAAUUACAACUCAAGAAACUAGUGUUACAACAUCAUCUGAAACAACCACCUUGUCCUCUACUGUGACCUCCACUGUUUCUUUGUCACCAUCAACAACAACAGUUUUAAGUACAGCUGCAACAUCAACAUCGGUGCCCUCAACCACUUCCCCUCAUGCAACUACAGAAUUUACAACACAGACUGUUAUUCCAUCUUCAACAAUCACACCAAUACUAACAACAGAAUCCACACCAGUUCCAACCAGUACACCAACUCCCGGUGCUACUACCCCGUUGCAGACCACAACCUCAACCAGUAGACCUGCAGCAACAACAACAGAAACUACAAGUUCUCCAACAACUGAAAAGAGUACGCCUUCAACUACAUUGACACUGACUGUUGAGACUACACAGUCAUCUACCAUAAAAUCCAGUAGUAUUACCUUACCAUCAACAACACCAUGUACAACAGAAGAGACUUCUGAGACAACAACCGUUUCAAGCACAACUACAACUCUAUCAACCACAACAUCUUCUGUCACAACAACUAAAUCUACAACAUUUACUGCUACUCCUAGCACAUCAGUUACUGUUACGGAGUCCCAACCUGUUACUACAACCUCUGCUUCUACUGGAAGUACUACUCCAAUUACAACUGAAAAAACUAGUUUCACAACAUCAUCUGAAAUAACCACCUUGUCCUCUACUGUGACCUCCACUGUUUCUUUGUCACCAUCAACAACAACAGUUUCAAGUACAGCUACAAGAUCAACAUUGGUGCCCUCAACCACUUCCGCUCCUGCAACUACAGAACUUAGAACAAAGACUGUUAUUCCAUCUUCAACAAUCACACCAAUAUUAUCAACUGAAUCCACUCCACUUCCAGCAACAAGUACAGCAACUCCAGGCACUACUACCAUUACUCAGAGAACAAUUUCAACCAGCACACCAGCAACCACAAGCUUAACUUCUGCAACUAUUUCAAGAACUGAAAAACGUACCCUUUUUUCUACAUUGUCAACCAGUGUUGUCACCUCACCUACAACUCCAACUGGAGCUAUAGCAUCAGCAUCGACACCCUUGUCUUCCACAACUAUUCAGCCUACCACUGCUGGUAUUACAUCUACAACUUUUCAUGUUAUUACCCUUGCGCCUAGUACCUCUCAGCCCUCAACAGGAAAGCAGGAAUACUCCACUCCUUGUGUUUGCAUUGUUAAUAGAAAACCUAUUCUUCCAGCUUCAGAUGAAACUGUGCCAAGACCUAUAAUUGCCAUAAUCUCUACAAUAAAUGAUGAUAAUUUAUUUGCAGCAGAAACAGGAAAGGACCAAUCAGUUGUAAAAGAAUGUACAACAAUUCUGAUUUAUGCAGAACUUCAAAUUAUGUAUAAUGAAACCUGGAUAUGGUGUAACUGUACAGAAGCAACCUGUGUGGGAAAUAAUAUGGUUGCAAUUAAGCCAAUAGUUUGUCCUACACAAAAACCAAUUAAAUGUGCAAAUAAUCGGCCACCUGUACAGGUGUGGGAUGAACACCACUGCUGCUGGCACUGGGAAUGUGAUUGCUACUGCAGUGCCUGGGGAGAUCCACAUUACAUAACCUUUGAUGGGCUGUAUUACUCCUACCAAGGAAACUGCACAUACACUCUGGUUGAAGAGAUUGAAAAACGAAUUGAUGACUUUGGCAUUUAUGUUGAUAAUGUAUUUUCUGUUCCUGGAGAUGACGUGUCCUGUCCUCGUGCUAUCAUUGUCAGAUAUCAUGGUCUGACCAUACUCCUGAAGAAUACGGCCACUAAUACUAUUAGAAAUAAGGUAUUUGUCAAUGACAAACUUAUUGCCCUGCCAUAUUCACGCUAUGGAGUACAGAUCUCUGGUAUUGGAAUCAACAUAGUGCUUGAGAUUCCUUCAAAGAAGAUUGUUGUCACUUUUAGUGGAUUAGCCUUCACAAUCCAUUUGGCGUAUGAGUACUUUGGUGGAAAUACCUGGGGACAGUGUGGUACAUGCACCAAUAACCAGGCAGAUGACUGUCUACUACCAGAUAAUACAAACUCAUCUUGUGAACACAUGGCUGAGCAAUGGAUGGUAUUCAACCCAGAAAAACCACAGUGUGUACUGCAUACUGGUGCCACAGUAGUGCCUUCACCUAAACCAACAGUGGCAGAAAAUCCAUACUGUGGUCGUUCACCAAUCUGUGAUCUCCUUUACAGCAACGUUUUUGAACAAUGCCACCAUUACUUGCCUCCGGAUAAUUACUUCAAAGGCUGUAUGUUUGACUUUUGCCAUAUGCCCAACACAUCCAUCGAGUGCAGUACAUUACAGAACUAUGCGGCCCUUUGCAAUCAGCAGGGUAUAUGCAUUGAUUGGAGGAACUUUACAAAUGGCACAUGCGAUUAUAAAUGUCCUAAAACCAUGGUAUAUAGACCAUGCAACCCUGCUGAUGAACCAACAUGCAAGACAAGCAGUGAUAUAGACCUUUUGCCUCAUGGACCUAUGGUGGAAGGAUGCUUCUGUCCUAAUGGAACCAUGCAACUUGCUCCUGGACUAGAGAUAUGCGUAGAGAGAUGUGGUUGUCUUGGCCCAGAUGGUAUUCCAAGAGAGUAUGGUGAGACCUUUCAGUUUAAGUGUGAGGACUGCAUCUGUGAGGAAGGAACUGAUGGUUUUGUUCUCUGCAACCCUCAUCCCUGUCCAGUACAACCUGCAACACAAUGCGAAGAAAAUGGCUAUAUGUCAGUCAAACAGAGUAGCCCAUGGGAUUUCUGCUGUGAAGAAACAGUUUGCAGUAAGUCAAUAAGUGUUGCAUUUGUUAAAGAAACAAUAUAA
This is a messenger RNA of Protopterus annectens (West African lungfish), 26607 nucleotides long. RefSeq names its product mucin-2-like. Lineage: Eukaryota; Metazoa; Chordata; Ceratodontiformes; Protopteridae. The coding region runs from base 1 to 26607 and encodes 8868 amino acids. The transcript has 46 exons. Gene Ontology annotation, cellular component: extracellular matrix. Gene Ontology annotation, molecular function: protein binding. The record is from RefSeq and is a predicted model, not a curated record.